Rosa rugosa (rugosa rose) is the source of this 669-nucleotide messenger RNA. RefSeq lists its product as uncharacterized. The record is from RefSeq and is a predicted model, not a curated record. The coding region runs from base 1 to 510 and encodes 169 amino acids. NCBI's taxonomy places the organism in Eukaryota, Viridiplantae, Streptophyta, Magnoliopsida, Rosales, Rosaceae. The transcript has 4 exons. Gene Ontology annotation, molecular function: nucleic acid binding; zinc ion binding.
AUGGAAUCCAUGCCAGUAAUUGCUGAAGGUAACUCCUACAUGAAUUUGAAUAAUGUCUUGAUGUUAACUGGAACCAACUAUAGAGCUUGGCUAGACUCAGUAGAAAACUACAUGGGAAUGCAUGAAAAUAUAGACUAUUGCUUCACUGAGGAUAAGCCUGCAGAUUUUAGUCAUCUUAGAACCAGUUACAAUUCACAAAAGGGAAACUGGACUUCAGAUGAACUUAUAUCCAUCUGUGUGGAUGAGGAAGCUAGGAUCAAGGAAGAAAAGGAACCUGCUACAGCCAUAAAUCUCAUAGAGAAGCCUAAGAAGAAAAAGCCCCAGAAUAAGCUCAAGCCUACCAAAGCCAUAACUAAGAGUUCAACAGCUCCAGUGGCCAAGGAAAAUAGGCCAUUUAGGUUCAAGUGCUACUUUUGUAAAAGAGUAGGUCACAUGAAAAAGGACUGCACUGACUAUAAAAAUUGGUUAGCCAAAAAGGGGAUUCAUAAGGAGGAGAAUCCCAAAAAGUGAUGAAGUGAACCUGUGUGUAGGCAAUGGCAUGAGAGUGGCAGUCAAGGCUAUUGGAAUCUUAAAGCUCGAUUUAGGAUUAGGAAAAUUGUUAGUUUUGGACAAUGUUUUUUAUGUACCUUCCAUGAGAAGGAAUUUGGUUUCAGUUUCUCUUUUAGUAAA